This is a messenger RNA of Petromyzon marinus (sea lamprey), 2605 nucleotides long. Its product is annotated as sulfotransferase 6B1-like. NCBI's taxonomy places the organism in Eukaryota, Metazoa, Chordata, Hyperoartia, Petromyzontiformes, Petromyzontidae. Gene Ontology annotation, molecular function: sulfotransferase activity. The record is from RefSeq and is a predicted model, not a curated record.
AAAGGUUGGCCCCGCACCAGCUUAAUCCGGCACGCCGUCCCCCCCCCCAUCAUGGACCAUGAUGAUGAUGAUGGCACAAUCAAUGACCACCUUCUUAACACGCGCGCGCAUUCCGGCAGGCCGUGAGACACAGAGAGAGAGAGAGGGAGGAGCCAGAAUUGAGCAAAGUCGAUUGCCCUACAGGCAGCUGACAGCGUUCCCUGAACCUCGCGUUCGCAGCCAGAGGCAAAGGCUCAGGACUGUCGGCAGGGGAGACGUUAGCGCAGUCGAGUCUGUGAAGUCUGCUGCCAUCGCUACUGCUGCUACUGCUGCUAUGGCUGCUCAACACUUGGAAGUCAAGACGAGUGCCGUGAUCGAAGCGUUCAACAAUGUGCUGGAGGAGUCGGAAAAGUUACCCGAAGACAAGAAGCUGUCGGUGGUGGACGGAAUCAAGUACCCGAGGUUGCUGCAGGCGGACACCCUGAAGCUGCUGCCCGGGUUCGCGGCGCGGCCAGACGACAUCCUGCUGGUCACCUAUCCCAAGAGUGGUUGCAACUGGGUGUCGCGCCUGCUGCAAAGCAUGCUGUACCUGGCUCACCCGGCCCUGGAGGAAGCCAUGAAAGAAAACAUUCACCUGCCCCUUCUGGAGUUCGGGCCUCCCGGAAAGAUGAAGGACCUCGACGCGGCCCCCUCUCCUCGCCUCUUCGUCACUCAUCUCUCCGACCUCAUCCCGAAGGGGUUCUUCGAGUGCGGCUGCAAGGUGGUGCUCGUCUUCCGAGAGCCGAAGGACACAGCGGUGUCCUUCUACCACUUCUACAACAACAACCCGGGCCUGCCCUCUGUCGGCUCCUGGGACGAAUUCUUCCGCAUGUUCAUGGAGGGAGACGUGGCUUGGGGUUCCUACUUUGACCACGUCAAGUACUGGAGCAAACGCUGGGAGGACAAGAACAUCCUGACGUCAACCUACGAGGAGCUCAAGGCGGACCUGCCGGGGGAGCUUCAGAAGAUGUCCACCUUCCUGGGGCUGGGUCUGUCCCGGGAGCAGAUCUCCGACGUGGCCGACAACGGCACGUUCAGCGCCAUGAAGGCCAAGGCCGAGGCUGAUAAUCUCAAAUUCGGCAAGGUGGUGUUCCGCAAAGGGGAGGUGGGCGAUUGGAAUAAUCAUUUCAGCGAGGAGCAGCGCGUGGAGCUGGAAGCAAAGUAUGUGGAGACCCUCGUGGGUACGUCGCUGGCUACUCGACUCAACUACUAGACAACUACCAGCUCCACGUGCGAUAGGACUCUCGAACUAUUUGGGUCAAAGAUGAAAACACUCACGACAAAUGGCCCUGCUGCUUCUUCUUCAACCUUCGGCGACUCCUGUGCUGGUCGGAUGGGAUGGUCCACUCGGAUGGGAUAGUCCACUCGGAUGGGAUAGUCCACUCGGAUGGGAUGGUCUACUCGGAUGGGAUAGUCCACUCGGAUGGGAUAGUCCACUCAGAUGGGAUGGUCCACUCGGAUGGGAUAGUCCACUCGGAUGGGAUAGUCCACUCGGAUGGGAUGGUCCACUCGGAUGGGAUAGUCCACUCGGAUGGGAUAGUCCACGUGGAUGGGAUAGUCCACUCAGAUGGGAUGGUCCACUCGCUCUGAUGGGAUAGUCCACUCAGAUGGGAUAGUCCACUCACUCAGAUGGGAUGGUCCACUCAGAUGGGAUGGUCCACUCGCUCGGAUGGGAUAGUCCACUCAGAUGGGAUAGUCCACUCACUCGGAUGGGAUGGUCCACUCAGAUGGGAUGGUCCACUCAGAUGGGAUGAUCCACUCAGAUGGGAUAGUCCACUCACUCGGAUGGGAUGGUCCACUCGGAUGGGAUAGUCCACUCAGAUGGGAUGGUCCACUCAGAUGGGAUAGUCCACUCACUCAGAUGAGAUGGUCCACUCAGAUGGGAUGGUCCACUCAGAUGGGAUGGUCCACUCAGAUGGGAUGGUCCACUCACUCGGAUGGGAUGGUCCACUCGGAUGGGAUAGUCCACUCAGAUGGGAUGGUCCACUCAGAAGGGAUAGUCCACUCACUCAGAUGAGAUGGUCCACUCAGAUGGGAUGGUCCACUCAGAUGGGAUGGUCCACUCAGAUGGGAUAGUCCACUCAGAUGGGAUGGUCCACUCAGAUGGGAUGGUCCACUCAGAUGGGAUAGUCUACUCAGAUGGGAUAGUACACUCAGAUGGGAUGGUCGACUCAGAUGGGAUAGUCCACACACUCAGAUGGGAUAGUCCACUCAGAUGGGAUGGUCUACUCAGAUGGGAUAGUCCACUCAGAUUGGAUGGUCCACUCAGAUGGGAUGGUCCACUCAGAUGGGAUAGUCCACUCAGAUGAGAUGGUCCACUCACUCAGAUGGGAUAGUCCACUCAGAUGGGAUAGUCCACUAAGAUGGGAUGGUCCACUCAGAUGGGAUAGUCCACUCAGAUGGGAUAGUCCACUCAGAUGGAAUGGUCCACUCACUCAUAUGGGAUGGUCCACUCCCAGCCUGAUCGUAGCACGAUAACAAAGUCAAGUGCAAGUCGGUCGGCACUCCCAAACGAGAUUUAUUCACCUCUAGGGAUAUUUCAAUGUGAGAUAUUUAAUAAAAACUACGAUUAAAUAUUCGAAUUAAA